AACUGUCAUUUUUAUUGUUAAACAUUUGCGAACUCUCCUCCCAACGGGUUUAGCAGGAAAAUGCAUCAUCCAAAAGCAAAAAUGGAUGAAUUUAAAACAAAGUUUAUGGACUUGCUGCACAAACAGACCAAUAGGCAGUUGAAAAUACCAGCUAUGGGUUUCUCCGAUUACUUCAUACAGAGUGUCACAACUGAGCCUACGGAAGCUUCUGCAAACAAACUGAAAGCUGGAAGCAAUGCACCAACGUUAUCACCAAGUGGUGAAAGUGAUGCAUCUAAUUCUGAUACUGUUGAUACUACUGCCAACGCACAAAAAUCUGACCAGGAAAUACUGGAGAGUAUAGAGGAAAUAUAUUUUCAACCAGAAGGGGAGGAGGGGCGCAAUGUGCAUGGUCAAUAUGAACUUCAGAAAGUUUUUUCUGACGGUGUAAAUUUUCAACUAAUUGAUGGGACGAUUGCACAAUUGCGCACACAGCAUAAAGUCCUAUCAAAGCAAGUGCUACAAAACAUAUUAGAGCAACGUAGCGCUUGCAACGAGGAGUUUGCAUCCAUUAAUGAUAUACAAAAAGAUCUGGAAGAAUCCCUAUGGACUUGUCGAAAAGCACGUUCUUAUUUAAAUUAUGCAAAAGUCAAUUUAACCACAACCAGCCUAGAAAUAUUAGCCUCUUAUCGAAAGCGUGAAAUUCUUAAAGAGCUUUUAAAUACUUUGCUCGCGAUUAAAAAGCUGAAAUCUACUGACGUCGAAGUGCAAAAAUUUCUUUCCGACCAUAAUUACUCUGGUGCAAUUGGUUUACUGCUUAAGUGUAAAGAUUCUGCUGAAGAAUAUAUGCAAUACAACUGCGUGCAGUCAUUGAAUAAGAAGCUACAAGAAACCCUUUUGCUAACGGAGUUUCAGCUAGACACAGUUCUCAAUGAGAUGAUUUUGAAUUUUGAUAUGCGGAAGUAUGCGAAGCUGCAAGAAGCUUACAAACUGCUAAACAAAUCUCUAAUUGCUAUGGACCAGCUGCACAUAAAUUUCAUCUCCGCUAUACAUUCCUCUGUAAACUCAGUUUUACGCGCCUUCAACGACCCAAAUAUUGAUGAAAACAUGAAAUUCCUUUUCGAACAACUUUGUGAACAAGUGACUGUGGACAAAUACAUUUCCUGCUUGAUCAGCUUGUGCAAAACAUUCUGGACCAUACUGGCGUCCUAUUAUCAAAUUGUUGUUUGGCAUCAAAAUUAUAAGCUGUACCCCUUGGACAUGGAAGACUCGCCCGAUAUUUAUAUACAAGAAAAGCUGAAGAAGGGUCAAUCACGAAUUUGGAAUGACAUUCUAACAAAGAUUUGCACAUUUCUGCAAAGCACUAAACUCAAAACGUUGAAGUAUGAUCAAUUCAUACAAGUAUUAUCCAUAGUACAGCGUUUAAAAAAGGUUGGUCUGGAAUUUUGUGGUGAACAGUCCGACAAAUUGAUUGAAACAAUGCAAGUACAAAGUCAGGAAUUUUUCCAACGUUAUCACAUAACAUGCCUAGAGGAGAUAUGUCUCUUUUUGGAUAAUGAAUCGUGGACAACGGUGGACUCGUUUGUUAAUAUACUUCAGUUGCCGGAAUUUCGUUCCGUACGCAACACGUUGAGACGGCAUAAAUCACCGCCUGUCGCACACUUGCUCGUUUCAGCUACAUCAGUGAAUAAUUCACCAACAAGCAAUAACAAUUGUGACGAAUUAGUCUCGGUGCAUUCGCAAGACGGUGGUAGUUCCAUUUACGGUUCCUAUGGUUACUUUCUACGUUUCUCUGAGAAGAGUUCGCCAUUUGAUGGUGGUUUGGAUGUGGCUAUGCUCGAAGAGGACAUACUCUCCGGUAUUGUAGACGAGGCCUCCUGCUACUUCUCCGAGGACAGUGAUGACGAGCAAAAAAGCAUGCAAAGCAAAUAUGAAGAUGAUGCAGGCAAUACGUGUGUUAUUGUAAACAACACAACUUUGAACGUAUUCCGUUGCAUUGGCCGUUACCUACAAAUGUGUAAGUUGUUGCAUUGCAUUUCACCGAAAAUUGUGGCGAGCAUGUUGGAAUUGAUGGACUUCUACGCCUAUGCGGUGCAUGAAAUUUUCGGCAAAGAUGCUCCCGUGACGAUGGAAAAAUUUUACAACGCACGUCUUGAGCAAAAACUCCAAACAGUUCUGGAUAAUGUCGUAACAAAUAUAAAAAUUUGGCCACUCAACUUUUCAUCACUGAUUAAUAACGAGCUGGCGAAUCCAGAUACUCUGUACGGCCUUUCACAGCGCAUAGUUGCGAUAGAGAGUGGCCAUUGCAUGACACAGCAGUUUCAAACAUUACACAAUUACCUCAACCAUUUGCUAGCGCCACAAGAGCGACCAAUGCUAACGGCUUAUUUCGACUACAUUGAAUUCAUGGCGGACAUUGCACGUCCAGUGUACACCUGUGUUACUUCGCGCAUCAUUGAUUUGCCAGCGGUCUUAGCAAUGAUCAGCAAAGUGAAAUGGGAUGUCAAUCACGUCAGUUUUCAACAUAAUAAUUACAUUGAUAUCAUGAAUCGGAAUAUUCAAAGCUUUGCAAUGCGUUUGGAAGAAAUCGCCAAAGAAAUAAAUCUACCUGCGGAAAUUAUAUGGAACUCCAUGGCUCAUGUCGCGACGCAUUUGCUAGUAGAAGGUUUCUCGAAUAUAAAAAAAUGCUCUGCCGGCGGUCGGGCGCUAAUGCAACUAGAUUUUACAAAUUUCAUGUCCAUACUCGAAUUGAUUUCCAAUCAAAAAUAUCCAGCGCAUCGCAUUUAUGUUGAUAGUUUCAUAAAGGCAUAUUAUUACUCAAAUGAACAAUUCGAAGAAUGGAUUGAUGCGCAGCGUAAUCUGGAGCAAUAUUCCACAAAGCAACUAACCAAUCUCAUACAAUGUGUUUGCGUGAGUGACAAACGCACCAGACAAAAACUAUUACAAUUAUUAGAUGGUAAUAACACUAGUGUUGGAAAUGGCAAUAAUCUCAAUUUAAGUACAAGUAGCACAUAGUUGGAAUAUUUAGGUCAUGCAGCGUCAUAUUAAACGCCAAGUAUUUGGCCACUGCACAAAUAUUUAUAAUUUCAAAAAUCUAUAUGUUACAUAUCCACAUAUGAAUAUUUUGUGCUUUUCAAUGUUACGUUAAUGUCUCGAAACAUUCCUCUUUUGAUUUAUAUUUGUAGGCUUAUUUGUAAAUCGCUUUACCUCUUGUUAUUUAUAUGCACAUUGAGGUUGCCGUUGUUUCCUGAAGUUGAUGGUUAUUUCCCUUAAGGGUCGUAAACAAAAACUUUAUUUGAAUUUAAAUCGUGCCGAAAUAAUUUUUCUUUUUUUCAUAAAUUUUAAAUGAGAUU
This is a messenger RNA of Bactrocera latifrons, 3332 nucleotides long. RefSeq names its product syndetin (gene Vps50). The transcript is spliced from 11 exons. Gene Ontology annotation, molecular function: SNARE binding. Bases 61 to 2994 code for a protein of 977 amino acids. Lineage: Eukaryota; Metazoa; Arthropoda; Insecta; Diptera; Tephritidae. Gene Ontology annotation, cellular component: EARP complex. The record is from RefSeq and is a predicted model, not a curated record. Gene Ontology annotation, biological process: retrograde transport, endosome to Golgi; endocytic recycling.